Messenger RNA from Stomoxys calcitrans (stable fly), 2398 nucleotides. It is a transcript of the gene Gdh, whose product is annotated as glutamate dehydrogenase, mitochondrial. Gene Ontology annotation, biological process: L-glutamate catabolic process. The transcript has 6 exons. Lineage: Eukaryota; Metazoa; Arthropoda; Insecta; Diptera; Muscidae. Gene Ontology annotation, cellular component: mitochondrion. Gene Ontology annotation, molecular function: L-glutamate dehydrogenase (NAD+) activity. The record is from RefSeq and is a predicted model, not a curated record. The coding region runs from base 180 to 1859 and encodes 559 amino acids.
ACUAACCAACCAACCGACCAGCAACUGAACACUCUAUCGUAGAAUCGUGGGGUGGUGGAAUCGAGUCGAAUCGGAUCGGGAAACUAACAAUUGGUGGAUUGUCGUUUUCUAUUCAUCGUCGUAGUCGAGUAGAUACUGAUAGUGUUUAAUAAUUUGAGAAAUUGAAGUGUUUGGUGAAAAUGUAUCACUUAAAGAACCUAGCACGCAAUGCUGCCAUACGCCAAGAGGCCACAAGUUUGGUAAAAGCCUUGCCAACCGCUGCUUUGCAAGCUCGGGGCUAUGCUGAUUACCAAAUUCCUGACCGUCUAAAGGAUGUGCCCACUGCCAAAGACCCCCGUUUCUUCGACAUGGUCGAGUACUUCUUCCAUCGUGGCUGUCAAAUCGCCGAAGACCGUUUGUUAGAUGACAUGAAGGGAAAAUUGUCCAUGGAGGAUAAGAAGAAGAAGGUUAAGGGUAUUUUAAUGCUUAUGCAACCCUGUGACCACAUCAUUGAAAUUGCAUUCCCCUUGAGACGUGACUCCGGUGAUUUUGAACUGAUUACAGGUUAUCGUGCCCAGCACAGUACACAUCGUGUUCCAACCAAAGGCGGUAUCCGUUUUUCGAUGGACGUGUCUCGUGAUGAAGUCAAAGCUUUAUCCGCCUUGAUGACCUUCAAGUGUGCCUGUGUCGAUGUUCCAUUCGGUGGUGCCAAAGCAGGCCUGAAGAUUAAUCCCAAGGAAUACUCCGAACAUGAAUUGGAAAAAAUUACUCGUCGUUUUACUCUUGAGUUGGCCAAGAAAGGUUUCAUUGGACCCGGCGUAGAUGUACCUGCUCCCGAUAUGGGUACUGGUGAGCGUGAAAUGUCUUGGAUUGCUGAUACCUAUGCCAAGACUAUCGGUCACCUGGAUAUCAAUGCUCACGCUUGUGUAACUGGCAAACCUAUCAACCAAGGUGGUAUUCAUGGUCGUGUUUCUGCCACCGGCCGAGGUGUUUUCCAUGGUUUGGAAAACUUCAUAAAUGAAGCCAACUACAUGAGCAUGAUUGGCACCACUCCCGGCUGGGGUGGCAAAACUUUCAUCGUUCAAGGUUUUGGUAAUGUUGGUCUUCACUCUACCCGCUAUUUGACCCGCGCUGGUGCAACAUGUAUUGGUGUUAUCGAACAUGACGGCUGCAUUUUCAAUCCAGAGGGUAUUGAUCCUAAGGCUUUGGAAGAUUACAAGAACGAACACGGAACCAUUGUUGGUUAUCCUCAUGCCAAACCGUACGAAGGUGAGAAUCUGAUGUUCGAGCCUUGCGAUAUAUUUAUCCCUGCGGCUGUUGAAAAAGUUAUUAACAGUGAGAAUGCCCACAAAAUCCAAGCCAAAAUUAUCGCUGAAGCUGCCAACGGACCUACCACACCUGCUGCUGAUAAAAUCUUGAUUGAUCGUAACAUUUUGGUUAUCCCCGAUUUGUACAUCAACGCUGGUGGUGUGACAGUUUCAUUCUUCGAAUGGUUGAAAAAUUUGAACCACGUUUCUUAUGGUCGUCUCACUUUCAAAUAUGAACGUGAAUCCAACUACCACUUGUUGGCCUCAGUACAACAAUCUAUUGAAAGAUUUAUUUUGGACGAAUCUGUCCAAGAAUCUUUGGAGCGUCGUUUUGGCCGUGUUGGUGGUCGCAUUCCAGUGACUCCUUCCGAAUCUUUCCAGAAGCGCAUCUCUGGUGCUUCAGAAAAGGAUAUAGUUCACUCCGGUUUGGAUUAUACCAUGGAACGCUCUGCUCGUGCAAUCAUGAAGACCGCAAUGAAAUACAAUUUGGGGUUGGACUUGAGAACAGCUGCCUAUGUGAAUUCAAUUGAAAAAAUCUUCACCACUUACCGCGAUGCUGGUUUAGCAUUCUAAAAAGCUUUAAUGGCGUGUCAUCUUGUACACAGCGGAUUCUUUUUAUUUAAUUUUAAGCCUAAAGGAAAAUAACUUUUUUAACUUUAAAACUCAAAAUUGAACAAACCACUAUUAAAAUCCAAUGCACUCGAAAAGUAUAAUUGUAAAGUUCUUCGAAGCAAUAUAUAUAUUUUUUUUUUAUCAAAACAAAGUUGAUCAGCGCUGUUUGUCACAAAAUGAUGUCAGAUGUUAAUGGCCCGUCAUUACAUUUGAACUCGUUUUGAUUUCAACAGUUGUUGUGAUUUUAUUUUUUUGUAUUAAACGUAUUAAAUAGUUUUAUUUGUAUUGCUCUUUUAAUUUAUUUAAAUUUGUUAUGUUUCAAAACUAUUCGUCUGGUUUCCUGAUUUCCGUUUCUAUUAAGAACUACAAAAUCAGUCAGUCCAUUAAGCAAAUGCAUUUUAAACAAACAUAUAAAUAAGCAUUAAAGAAUAAUGUGAAGAUAGCUUAAAUUCAAAAUAAAAAUAAACAUAAAAAAGUCAAGUCAAGUCAAGUUAAAACAA